Messenger RNA from Danaus plexippus (monarch butterfly), 2184 nucleotides. RefSeq lists its product as uncharacterized. The transcript has a single exon. Bases 133 to 639 code for a protein of 168 amino acids. Lineage: Eukaryota; Metazoa; Arthropoda; Insecta; Lepidoptera; Nymphalidae. The record is from RefSeq and is a predicted model, not a curated record.
UUAUUCAUCAGCCAGUAUCGUUAAUCUUAGUUUUUUUCCGUAACAAUCUUUCAAAAACAUGUUGAAGUAAAAUGAUAUCACAUAAAUUAAAAUUUAUUACUGUGUAAAACAUUAAUACAUAUAUAUAUAUAUAUGAUGGAGUUGCCCGAAGUGACGAAAUGUUUUGGAAUAUUUCCUCCAAAACAUGCAACUUAUAUGAUUUCUUUAUUUGGUUUAGCCUCUGGAGGCGCGGGUAUUGCUGGAAUAGUACUUUAUGGAUUAAUUGAAAAGGCAAUAACUGCUUUUUUUUUAGGGAACAGUAAACAAAAAAUGGACGACGCCGUGAAAAAGGUGGUACUUUUAACACUUGGAUUGACAUCUUUAUUAAUGUUGGUGGGAAACAUACUCUUAUUUUUGGGGGCUACCUCAAGUUCUCGUGGUGCAUUAUCAAGUGGCGUUAUUGUGCUUUUAGUGAUGUGCCUGAUCAUCAUUUUUGAGGCUAUCGGCCUGCCUUUGUUUUGCUUCUUCCACGAACCAUUUUGUGUUAUAAAAAAACUAUCAACACUUUUAGUGGUCUUGUCCAGCCUUAUAAUCACAAUUUUUCUUGAACUAUGGUUAUAUUUCAUAGCCGUGGCUAACAGCUAUUUGGUGGAAUUGUAAAUUUACAAGAAAGUGCGAUUAAACCUGACAUAUGUUUCAAUAUUAUAUAAAAUACAUAUAAUUUUCUUUUUUUUAUAUUUGAUCCAAUAUUUAUUGCGAAUAAGCUACAGUGGAAAUAAAUUAUCAAAGAAGUAAUUUUGAUGCAUUCUUAUAAAUAUUACAAAGAUAAAUCAUUUUUUGUAAUCUUUAAACUAAAAUUAAAUUGUCUAUUUUUAUAGACAGCCAAUAUUACACAGCUUUGCCUAAAAUUGUAUAAUAACCAUAAUAUAAAAACCUCUUGAAACUUUAAACUAUUCAAAGUCAUAUUUUAUAUUUUUUUUGUACUAUUUAUUUAUACAUGCCUAUUAUGAAAAACAAAUUAUCUAAAUUUAUUAUACCCUUGUACAUUCAUGCAAAAAUAAUUGUAAACGUUUAUUGUAAACUAGUAAAAAGUGUGGGGUGCAUUUGACUACUUUUCAUAUCUUUCCUCUCAUACACAGUUGCCACUAGAAUGAUUGUACCCAACAUUCAAUAUCAAGCACGCCACUCUUAAUACUCUGAAUUAAAUUAUUCUGUUAAUAACUUAGAUUUUAUUAUGAAUUAUUUUGAGGUGAUGAACUAUGAAUUAUUGUUUGACAUUCUACUAUUGUAAUAUAUAUUUUUUUGUAAUUGAAAAUUAUUUUCUAUUUUUUAGUUUGAUUAGCUAUAAAAGCGUGUUUUUUUAAACUACUAUUUAAUUAAAAAAUUCUUCUGGAUAUAUUUUCGUAGCUCUAUGUAAUAGGACAAUCAAAAUACAUAUACCUAUGUUACAUAACUGUCGCAAAUUUAUAAAAGCAGUUGGUGUGUUAAAAAUUAUGUAUCAGAUAUAAAUUUCGCUGUUAUUCUUUCGCGAGACAUGCUUUCGUCACAUAGUUUUUCAAAAAUGGACUACAGUGUAGUAUUUUUAAUCAAGUAAAUGACAUAUCAUUAAAAAUUAUUUCAAAGAAAUUUGAAGAUGACACACUUAAAAACAUUGAUACUUUGUUAUAUUAGUAUAAAUUACAGUUAAAAACUAAACCUAAAUUAAAAGCUGUUUUUUUUUAAUCAGGUCUAUACGUAAUUGUUUUACAUAACACAUCAUUUAUUUGGAAACUCAUGUUAUUUAAUCGAUAUAAUUAACAUGUUACAAAAUAUUAACAAAUACUUUUAAAUAAUAAAAUUUAUUUAUAUAAAUUUAUAUACUUUCAAAACAAAUCACACGUGCAGAUAUUAAAUAACAGCACUCACCUGCUGGUAUCGUCAGAGGCCGACUAAGUCAGGUCAGCUGGUUCUGCGCUCAAAACACAAGACUUUCACUUCUUACGUCAUGGAGCCUUGGCUCCUCUGAUGCACUGUAUAAGAGGUCCUACACUGUAUGUUAAUGAGUACAUGUUGCAUGAUGGUUUCUUAAACUAUUAGUGUGACAACAUAUAAAUUUAUAAUUUACACGUAUGCAUAAGUUGAGAGUGAAUGCUUUAAAGUAAUAGCGGUCAUUAAAAAAUAAUUGUCCUUUGUCAAAGGCGUCCUUAAUAUAUGUAUUUGAAAUAA